GUCAAAAUUAUUCAGUAUCUGUUGUAGGUUCGUUGUUAUUAGAACGACCUCAGCCUCCAAAUUCGUUUCAUUUAUUUAACUGAAUACUUUUAAAAGACGAGCAAAGCAAGUGGUUAAAGCAGCGCUUUAGUUGUUGGUGAUAAUUAAAUUUGUGAAGCAAGAUGAAAUCUCUGUUCAUUUUCGGCCUCUUGGCCUUAUCAGCAUUCACCUAUGCCGAGGAGGUGCAAAAAUCGGCGGAGCCCAAGUCCGCUGAGCCAGCAGCGGCCGCUUCCGAAGUGAAGCCAUCCAGCACAGCCGAGAAGAAACAAGAAAAACGUGGCAUCAUCCAUGGAACCGGUUACGGUUACGGCGGUGGUCAUGGUGGCGCAGUACUUGUAAGUGGUGGACAUGGCGGUGGAUAUGGUGGCGGUUAUGGUGGCGGUUAUGGUGGUGGUGCCAUCAUUGCCGGCACUGGACUCGGUGGUGGCUUGGGUGGUGGACUUGGCGGUGGACUCGGCGGUGGCAUUUCUGUACCCACCAAUGUCCAAACCUCAUACGUGGAACGUCAAGUAGCUGUGCCUUAUCAAGUGGAACGAGCUGUGCCCUACCCAGUGGAGCAAAUCGUUCAAGUACCAGUGCAAGUACCUGUACCACAACCCUACCCCGUUGAGAAAACCGUACAUGUACCAGUCAAAGAGAUCGUCAAAGUACCUGUGCAUAUUCCACAACCCUACCCCGUAGAGAAGACCGUUCACGUACAUGUGCCCGUACAUGUGGAUCGCCCAGUACCAGUGAAGGUGCCCGUCCCAGCACCAUACCCAGUUGAGAAGAUCGUGCAAGUGCCCGUUAAAGUACCAGUACCACAACCCUACCCAGUUGAGAAGAUCGUGCAGGUCCCCGUCAAAGUACCGGUACAUGUGCCACAACCCUACCCAGUUGAGAAGAUCGUACAAGUGCCCGUCAAAGUACCCGUGGAUCGUCCCUAUCCAGUACCUGUAGAGAAACCAUACCCAGUACCUGUCGAAAAGCCCGUACCAUACCCAGUCGAGAAGCGUAUCACCAUACCUGUGCAUGUGCCAGUCGAUAAUCCAGUGCCAGUCCAUGUAGACCGUCCCGUGGCUGUGCCUGUCAAAGUUGCUGUGCCCAGGCCAUAUCCCGUCGUCAAGGAGAUCCCUGUACCAGUCGAACGCAAAGUUCCCUACCCCGUGAAGGUACCAGUCGAUGUACCACGCCCCGUGCAUGUCGAACAGCACGUCCCAGUGGCCGUUGAACAACACGUGCCCUACAAAGUGCCAGUUCCAGUGCCCGUACAUGUUCAGAGCCACGUUGCACCAGCGGCUGCGAUAAUCAGCGGAGGCUAUGGUGGUAUUGGCGGUUACGGUGGCCAUUCCAUUGGCGCCCUUGGUGGUCACUCGCUCGGAGGCUAUGGCGGUCAUUCGAUCAGCUAUGGACACGGUCACAUCCACAAGAAGAAGUAAAUUGCCAACUGCUUUGACUCGUUGAGGGUGUGAGGGACUUUUUAGUAAAAAGGCAGCAGACUUACAUAUGUACAUCUAGAAAUUACGGUUAAUUAGUUGAGAAUUUAAAAAGAACGGCCAUCAUUGCUCGAAAAAAUUACAUUAAAAAAUUGCGCAAAAUGUGGAUUGAAGUGAAAUGAGACUGAGACUAUGGUAUUCUCUGGCUCUUUCACAAUUCUGCUUCUCCAAAUGUAUAAUUUAGUUUUUAGUUUGUGAUAAAAAUUUCGAAUUAAAUGGCGGCGACGAAUGGAUAUCGGCGCUACAGCGAAAAGUGCGUGGAGACUGUCAAACGUAAAACGUAUUUGAAGUAAAAUGGGCAGACAACUCGGCAUGCGAUUGGAGGGUGUGGAACUUACAUAAGUUAAGUGUGAAUUGGAAGGAAUGGCGAGACAAAAAGAGUCGAAUUAAAUGUAAAUAGUAGAGGAGAAUAUUUUGGCUCUUCUCUGCCUCCAAA
This is a messenger RNA of Bactrocera latifrons, 1950 nucleotides long. Its product is annotated as proline-rich protein 4-like. Bases 162 to 1457 code for a protein of 431 amino acids. Lineage: Eukaryota; Metazoa; Arthropoda; Insecta; Diptera; Tephritidae. The record is from RefSeq and is a predicted model, not a curated record. The transcript has 3 exons.